Messenger RNA from Dendroctonus ponderosae (mountain pine beetle), 1921 nucleotides. RefSeq names its product transketolase-like protein 2. The record is from RefSeq and is a predicted model, not a curated record. Gene Ontology annotation, molecular function: transketolase activity; thiamine pyrophosphate binding. NCBI's taxonomy places the organism in Eukaryota, Metazoa, Arthropoda, Insecta, Coleoptera, Curculionidae.
AAGUUGGUGGUGGAACAAGAACGCAAGAUGCCGCUCGUUACCGAUGUUCAAGUGCUCAAGGAUUUGGCCACGAGGAUCAGAAUUCUGAGCAUUCAGUCCACAACUGCUGCCAAUUCUGGACAUCCGACAACAUGCUCUUCAAUAGCCGAAAUUAUGUCGGUUCUUUUCUUCAACACCAUGCGCUACUCUGUGGCCGCGCCCAAGGAUGUCUCCAGCGACAGAUUCGUUCUGUCCAAAGGCCACGCCGCUCCAGCCUUGUAUGCCGCUUGGGUUGAAAACGGCCUUAUUCCAGAACCGGAGCUGAUGAAGCUCAGACAAUUGGGAUGCGACCUGGAAGGCCAUCCAACUCCCAGGUUGAACUUCAUCGAUGUCGGAACUGGCUCUUUGGGUCAAGGCUUGGCCAUUGCUGCCGGUCUGGCUUAUGUUAGCAAGAACUAUGAUAACAUUGAUGCUAGAACCUACUGCCUUAUUGGAGAUGGUGAAAGUGCUGAAGGAUCAAUCUGGGAAUCCAUCGCUUUCAUCAGCCACUACAACCUGGACAAUGUGGUUUUGAUCAUUGACGCAAAUAGGUUGGGUCAAUCCCAACCAACCACUGUUGCUCACCACUUGGAGGUGUACAAGGCGCGAUUGGACGCUUUCGGGUGGAACUCCUUGAUUGUUGAUGGGCACAGCGUCGAAGAUCUGGUAAAGGCUUUUGACAAUGCCAGCGCCACUAAAGGCAAACCGACUGCAAUCAUUGCGAAAACUUACAAAGGGAGAGAUUUUCCUGAUAUUGAAGAUCGCGAGGGAUGGCAUGGAAAGGCCUUGGGCAAAGAAACUGAUCGAGUCUUGAAACAUCUGGAAGGACUUAUUGUCAACAAAGGCAAACUGAACUUUACCAUUCCAUCGCCCGUAACACGAGCCCCGCAAGUCAACAUCAGCAACAUCCAGCUGGCAUCACCUCCCAACUACACGGUGGGCGAUUCGCUGGCGACCAGACAAGCCUAUGGAGCGGCGCUGGUAAAAAUUGCUCAGAACAAUCCAAGAGUAAUUGGCCUGGAUGGAGAUAUGAAAAACUCGACUUUCUCCGAACUGCUGAAGAAAUACGACCCAGCCCGGCACAUCGAAUGCUUCAUUGCUGAACAGAACUUGGUGGGCGUCGCCAUCGGAGCCACUUGCAGAGACCGAACUGUGGCGUUUGUUUCCACUUUUGCCGCCUUCCUAACCAGAGCGUUCGACCAGAUUCGGAUGGGAGCCAUUUCGCAAACCAACGUGAACUUUGUGGGAAGUCACUGUGGAGUCUCGAUUGGUGAAGACGGAGCCAGUCAAAUGGCCUUGGAAGAUUUGGCGAUGUUUAGAUCCGUGCCCGGAUCUACGGUUUUAUACCCAGCUGAUGCUGUUUCAACAGAAAGGGCUGUUGAAUUAGCUGCCAAUACGCCUGGAGUAACUUACAUCCGAGUGAAUCGCCCAGCGACUAAAAUCAUCUAUGCCAAUGACUUCAAAUUCCAGAUCGGCAAAUCCAACGUGAUUCUCUCCUCUCCUAAAGACCAAGUGCUCUUCAUCGGCGGCGGAAUCACUUUACAAGAAGGAAUAAGCGCAGCCACUAUCUUGGCCCAACAAGGAGUCGGAGUACGGGUCCUGGAUCUAUUCACCAUCAAGCCCAUCGAUCGGGAAGGAAUAAUCAAAAACGCACGCGAAAGUGGAGGCCGCAUUUUGGUGGUUGAAGACCAUUACCCAGAAGGGGGAAUAGGAGAAGCUGUACUUUCCGCUGUGGCGGAAGUAAGGGAUGUUUACGUGAAGAAGAUCGCCAUUCCAAGGGUGCCCAGAUCUGGAACCCCCAGCCAAGUUUUGGAUUACUAUGGAUUAACAGCAAAGCACAUUGUAAAUUAUCUGUUGGAUGCUAUUAAGAACUAAGGGGAAAUAAAUUUGGUUUUUCACUGUU